Messenger RNA from Monopterus albus (swamp eel), 3080 nucleotides. Its product is annotated as BCL-6 corepressor-like protein 1. The record is from RefSeq and is a predicted model, not a curated record. The transcript is spliced from 2 exons. The annotation marks the transcript as partial. Lineage: Eukaryota; Metazoa; Chordata; Actinopteri; Synbranchiformes; Synbranchidae.
UACCCCAUGACAUCAUCUUACCAUCACUGGUUUGCAAGCAGUAAAUGAUGAUUUAGGCUGCCUCUCUUCAGCUGUGUGAACAAAAUAUUUCCAACCAACAACAGUAUUUUAGAGUUACAAUUAAUGUGUAAAGUAUCACAAAACAUAAAAAAUGGCAGCUAACAGUGAAUGGGGGUGACCUGCUCUUUUAGGAACGGUGACCUUCUAUGUGUGUCUGCCAGAGGCCCCUUAGCUCAUAAUUCCUCCCUGCUGCAAAUGAGGUCUCAUUUCACCCGCUGAAUAUCCUGUUUUUAGUAAACUCUUCACAUUCUGAGUUAUUGAGCUCUGACAAAUUGUUAGUAUUCCCUGUGUGCCAACAAAUAAAACCAAAGGGAACAACAGAACAAAUAUGUUCAUCAGUCUACCACACUUCUCUCUGCUAAGCUGAAUUAUCUCCCCGCUCUGAGGAAAUUGUAGCCUAACAUAUCUGGCCUCCCAUAUCAAAGAAAGGCAGUUUUUAAUUAGCCAGUGUUGGUUACUCUGAAUCAAUUACUGAUGCAUAGAAUAGGUCUCAUUCCUUCAUCAAGGAUUAAAUGAGUCUUCUGUAAUUGAAACACUAGCAGUAAUCACAUUAAAUCUUCUUUUUUUGUAUUUGGCAGCAUAUCACUGUAUUUCAAGGAAAACUCUCACCUGACUGACUCAGCUACCCCCUGAGGUAUGUUGUGUUGAAGAAACACCUAUGCAGGUGGAUCCUACACUAAUGAAUGUAGGGGAUGGAGGCACGGUGAGCAGAGAGAUCAGUGCUCCAAAAAAAGCGUCUACUAGUAUGGUGGGAAAUCCCCCCCAGACGCUGCCCCCUGAGUUUCGAGGAGAUGUUACCCUCAGUCAGCAAAACAAGACUACUCCAACAACAGACUGUAAGACAGCGAAAGCCUGCCUGGACACUAGUAAUUACAACCACAGCCCUGAGCUUUCUCCACCUCAGCAGCCCAACAAUGCACCGAUGUCAAGCUCAGCCCUCACCGGCUCAGAGAAGAAAGCAGACAAAGGGGCAGAGACCGCUAAACUCAAGGUCGACGGUGUUGGGGUCUUCCCCGCUACUCAGUGGUCAGGUGGCGUGAAAGUCAGCCGGGAGGGCUCACUCAACCCCUGUCACAGCAGUGUGACAUCCAGCAAGAAAUUACACCUGCAAACCCAAGCUGUGCAAAGUGUUCCACCUGGGUUUCAGUGCUCUACCAUGUUUAAACCACCCCAGCCUGUUGCCUUCCUUCCUUCUACAAAUUUUUCCUCCCCACUUUGUAAAAUCACUCUUCCACCAGCACUGGGUCAGAUUGCAGCUUUGAGAGAAGCUACAGCCAGUCAGUUUCAGAAAGAAAUUCAGCCUCAAAGCUCAGGGGUUGGAGGAACACCUCUCAUGCGUACCUAUCCCUAUCCGUUCUCUAUGGGCCGGGCACCAGCUGGAGAGAAAAAGCCAGGCACAUCGACCUCAAAACUUAAAUCUAACCUUUCAUCGAGUAAGAAUUCCAAAUAUGUAGGAGAGCAUAAAUCUUUAGCCUCAGUGGUAGCCUCACCAGCUAUCACCCUACCGUUGCAGCACCCAUCAUUAACUUCUGCAGCACCCACCCAUUACACGUUAUCUCCCACUGCUGCCAUUUGUUGUGGCCCUGCGCUGGCCAGCAUCACCUCUCAGAGCAGACUGCUAAACCAUGUGGAGAAAGGCAACAGCAUAGACAAGACAACCAUGGGCUCUCUUAAAACAACCUCGUCCUCUGCUUCAGAGGAACACACCGCUUGCCUAAUUGAACCAAGAGAUGUCCCUCUUGAUUUGUCUGCUAAAUCCAAACGUCCAAAAUGCAUAAAUGACCCCCCAGUGUCUGUGAUGGAGCCACAUAAUAACGAGUCAAAUCAGAGAGAUUUUCUGAACUCAAAGAGGACUCAUUCUACAACUUAUAACUCAUCUGUGCAAUACCCUAUUUUACUAAAUACCCACAGGAAUGGAUCUCAUCAAAAGCAUAUAAAUAAGCCUCAGAAUCACCAGGUUCCAGAGCCCAAACCAACCUGGGGUAAGGGAUCUUCACAAGACUCCAUAAAAAACAUUCCUGGAACCUAUGUAGGUGUGGCUAGCCCCAUACUGGCUUCAACUCUGCGGGGCAAAGAUGGAAAAGGGACUUUUGCUGAUGAAUUUCAAAGUUUUGCAAAGCAGGAGUUUAUAUCUAUAAUUGACCAAGGGGAACAUCUGGCCUCAGGAGGAAAGAAGCCAUCCUCUCUGAUGAAGGGCAACCAACAUGCUUACAGUGUCAAGCAUGUUAAAAACACCAGCACAGCCAUAGCUACGAAUUGUCCCUCUAAAGGAGCCCCGACAACUGCCCUGUCAAGCUCUGCCAGCACUCAGAUUCAUCAGAAAUCUGCACCUGGCAAAACAGCGGUGCCAUACUCUACCACUGUUGUCAGUCCGGUUUGGCAACAGCCUCCUCACGUUCCUCAUCAAGCCUCGUCUGUUCAGAGAAAGGUCACACAAGGAUCUCCGAAGACCAAGGGCAGCAGAGUUACAGAAGGAUCUAAGUACAUGAGUGCUCAUCAUAGCCCUUCCAAACAUGAGGAUGAUAAGUGGGAGAGAUUAAAGUCUCCCUUGUCUAACCUUGCAUCCAUUGUAAAGCAGCAGACUCUUGAAACCACAGCACUGGCAGCUGAGGGUAAUACUCAAGCCUCACCUGUCACAUCAAGAAAAUCUGAUGUUUUGAAUCCGCUCGCCGGGAGCCGUGACACCCAAUCCAAACAUUCUUCUGCUUAUGAGUACCCACCAUACUGGUCGGUGGAAAAAUGGCCUGGUGUGCUAUCUCAAGGGGAUCCAACUCAAGCUAUGAAAAGACUUGAGAAGGUGUACACCGCUGAGCCUCUGGAGAAUAACACUGAGCUACACACCAGUCAUGUAGAACACAUGGGACUACAAGUGAAGCAAGGCUCUUCAAAACCUGCUAGCCAGUCUUAUCUCUUUGGGAGCAAUGCAUCAGCAAAUGGGAAUAGGAUGGAGAGCAAACUAGCCCAGGUGUUAGAGGGGGAGCUACUGAAGAAAGAAAGUGGGGCGUCAGACAGUCCUCCCA